CUCCCGCUCGCCACCACCACCGUCCACGGAGAGAGAUUUGAACCCUCUCGUUCAAACUCCUCCCCAAUAACACCCCAUAUCACGUCUCGCGUUUCUAUUGACCAAGUCAGCACCCUGCUGACUCUCGAUUUCCUCUUAGCUCCGUCUCGCGUUCUUCUCUUAGCUUUGGUAUUCAGGCAGACGGAGAGCAACCACUGGAUCCAGCACUCUUUGCUUAUUCUAGACUGCACGUCAUCAGCCAGAAUUGACCAGCCUGUUUUGAGUCGACUCAAAAUUGACCAGCCCCUAACGAGAGGCUGCUUUCCUAGGGACCAUCCAGAGGUUGCUUUUGACAAGCCACAAUAACCGCGAGUGCGGUUGACUGCCCCGUCUGUCUAGCAGCCUGAAUCUCCCGCUCCGGGCUCCGGGCUUGCCUUCGUAUCCCAUACUCUCAGACAACCGCCAAUCCGCGAAAUCGCAUCACCAGCCAUGUCGAUUCCACGCCUCGCGAGCGGAUCACGCUCGCACACGCGGUUCUCUCCUCUCCUCACGAAGCUGCCUGUCCUACUAGUCAGUUUCCUAGUCGUCGCCAUCUCAUGUCACGCCACAACCACAGCCGCAGCCGCAGCCGCAGCCGCCUUCCCCCAACUCUCCUCCGCGCACGCCCGGUGGCUGCAAGAGGUCUCCGCUCCCCCUCCGCCCGUCGUCACAACCUCCCCUCCGCCAGCCGUCACAACCUCCCCUCCGCCCGUCGUCACAACCUCCCCUCCGCCCGUCGUCACAACCUUCCCUCCGCCCGUCGUCACAACCUCCCCUCCGCCCGUCGUCACAACCUCCCCUCCGCCCGUCGUCACCACCUCCCCUUCCCCUCCCAUUGUGUCGGUUUCUCCCCCACCCGACACCUCCUCUCCCCCUCCCGUUACCACCUCUCCUUCCCCUCCCAUUACCUCCCCCUCACCUCCGCUCUCCCCUCCUCCCGCCCCUCCUUCCUCUCCUCCUCCCUCACCGCCUCUUUCUCCGCCUCCUUCCCCCCCCACUCCCCCGCCCUCCCCUCCCCCGACUCCUCCCCCUCCCCCUACCCCGCCCCCGCCGCCUCCCCCGCUCGGAACUUGCCCUUCCUCGUUUACCGUCGGAAUGCGGUGUACCAACUGCACCACCCCUGGCGGCUGCAUCUGCGACUCGUUCGGCGUGUGCCGGCCCAGCUGUAGCUUCGUGCCGGGCGUUGACUACAAAUCGCCCAGGUGGCGGCGCGCGUGCGCCACGUGCCCGAGCAAGCGCGCCGGCGUGCCGAACGCGCAGUGCGCGUGUGACAUAAACGGAAGCCAGACGUGCGUGGAUUUCUGCGCGCUGCCGGAGAAUAACAACGGCGUGACGCCGUGCACGGGAUGCAAGAACGCGACGGGCAACGGGUGCGUGUGCGGCCGCGGGCAGUGCGUCGACGCGUGCAGCACGGCGAACCCAAUGUCGGCGCUGGUCAGAGGCGCGGCUUGCACCGUCGGAUGCUCGGCCAAGGCGGGUAAGGACGGGUGCGUGUGCUCGCCGUCCAAGGGCAAGUGCGUGCCGUUCUGCAACGAGAAGGACGGCUACCCGUGCACCAACUCGGCGUCCGGCGAAGGCUACUGCCGCGCCGGGCUCUGCUACGACAUCUGCGCCAUCGCCAGUGAGUGGACGCACUUAAACGACAGAACCCGGCACCGUUUGCAGCACGUGCAACACGACCAAAGGCGGCUCGUGCGUCUGCGGCUCGUCGGGGAAAUGCGAGCCGGACCUCUCGUGCACGGGCCCGUCGCCCGUUCCGCUCGUCCUCAAUUCGCCGAACGCCUACCCUUGUACCUCGUGCGCGAACGCGUAUUAUUACUCGGUUACCAACGUUAACGUGGUUACCGCGCCGGGGUGUAGAUGUGCCGCUAAAGGGAAGUGCGUGGAGCCUUGUAACGGGGGAUUGGCGGAGGGAGCGGUUUGCAGCGGUGGAGCGGCGUGCAAGGAUAAUACGAACGGAUGCAGGUGUACGAAAGGGACGUGCAGACCGUUUUGCGAGUUGCCUACUAACGAGGGAGCCGCGUGCGGAGAUAUGUUUUCGCAGCAGGGGACGUGCGUCGGCGGGAAGUGCGUUCCGCGGUGUGGUGUGGCUGGAAGCGACGGGUUACAAUGCAGUUACAAUUGCACAAGCCAAGUGUGCUUGUGCUCCGCAGGCCAGUGCAAACCCCAAUGUCAGCUGCCGAAUGCCGAGGGCGGGGAGUGCUUUGAUGGGUGUGACAGCGGGGGGCCGUGCACGUGUUACAGAGGGGAGUGUGUGAAUAAGUGUCAGGUGCCGGCCAAUGAGGGGAGUAGGUGCGUUGACUGCAGCCGGAACCCCUACUGCAAGUGCAGAAGCGGGCAGUGUGUCAACGAGAGGUGAGGGUGGGUUUGUUUUUCUGAGAUAGUACGAUAGGCAUUGGACAGGAACCCUGGCAAAUAAAUGGGUGCUGCAUUGCUAAACCUAGUCCCAAGGACACUGUCUGUGAUAGCUGCUCUGCUCCAAGAUAGCUUAUGGGGCAUCAUUGCAUGUUCUUCAGCAUACCAUCUCUGUGUAACUGCUAACUUCCAGUCAAUAUGGAAAAACUUCUGAAAUUGUGCAGCUG
Closterium sp. NIES-67 is the source of this 2600-nucleotide messenger RNA. The record is from the annotation of a GenBank genome assembly. NCBI's taxonomy places the organism in Eukaryota, Viridiplantae, Streptophyta, Zygnematophyceae, Desmidiales, Closteriaceae.